Fusarium odoratissimum NRRL 54006 is the source of this 863-nucleotide messenger RNA. RefSeq lists its product as uncharacterized. Lineage: Eukaryota; Fungi; Ascomycota; Sordariomycetes; Hypocreales; Nectriaceae. Bases 97 to 477 code for a protein of 126 amino acids. The record is from RefSeq and is a predicted model, not a curated record. The transcript is spliced from 2 exons.
UGACUCCUUUUAUGAAGAGGAAGUUGCAAAGGCAUAAACUUCAUUGUUGACAAUCAGGUACCAUUUACCAGCGAGAAACAGCGGCGGGUGAGGGAGAUGGACUAUGGGCGGAAAUCCGAGCUGUAUCUCAACUCAUCAGGUCCCGUCUGGACAAACGUUGCCAGUCGAGAUGGAAUAAGAGUUCAGCGGGAGCAUCUCGACCAAGUGCGAUGGCAAGAGAGCCGUGUCGGGUCGGGUUCUCAUCGUCCGUUUUUCUUGUUGGGAAUCAUCAGCAGUCAAAUCGUCUCUGUCAUGGACGAUUCUGGGCUGAUUCGUCACCCGACGCGUCCAUGUUCUCAUCCUCUCGUCGUACAUAAUACAGUACACGAUUUUGUACAGUUCACUCACUGCACUGCAUUUUCUGCCUGCUCUGGUCGUUCGCUCUCCAUUUCCCCAACUUCCGAGACGGGUAGAGUGGACAGUGGCCCCGUGGCCUAGCUUGGCGAGGCCAUCCGACGUCCGCUCCAGGCCUAAUCCAGAUGGACAAUGAAAGCUCGCACUGGGCGGAGAGGGUGUUGAUGAAAUGAACAAGGGAGGACUGAUUUGGAGAUGGAGAUGGAGUGGGGUGGUGUUGAAGCCUGGGGAAUCGAAAGAGGGGCUGUACACUUGUACGGUGUGUCUCCGUACUGUACUGCCAAGGUGCGCGCUCACUCUCAUUCACUUCGCUGGAGCCUGGCUAGAAGGCGAUGGCAGAAAACUUCAGACUUCAAUCCCAAGACUUAUGUGACAAAAAUAUUUAGAAUAUCUUAGGAUUAUCUUAGGGAGAUUUAAUAAACCUAAUCGACUGUUUGCAUAGAAUGUUUUUUCCCUGAUUCAUGGUCUUA